Molecule: messenger RNA, 845 nt
Organism: Tribolium castaneum (red flour beetle)
Lineage: Eukaryota; Metazoa; Arthropoda; Insecta; Coleoptera; Tenebrionidae
Gene: Dh31
Product: Diuretic hormone 31
Exons: 4
Coding region: 162-509 (115 amino acids)
Biological process (GO): body fluid secretion
Molecular function (GO): G protein-coupled receptor binding; diuretic hormone activity
Source: RefSeq, a predicted model, not a curated record
GGCGGCGCGAGCGUCGGGACGCAAGCGGGGCGUCGCGACGCCUAUAAAAGAUCUUCCCGUUCAAACUGUUUCCCUCACAGUUACAACCCCACAUUACAACCGACUUCACAGCCUAGUUCACAUCGCCGGCCGACGACACCAACAGGUGAUUUGCGAGGAAGAUGGUUCCCAACAAUGGAAUCUCCCUCUUGAUGCUUCUCGUUGCGGGAAUGAUUUUGUUUCAAGCGACUACGACUUAUGCAGCCCCUCAUUCACCCAGGUAUUACCCUGGAUACUAUUCGCCGAUAUCAAUGGAAGGACAAAAUCCCGAAUAUCUCCUCCAGACAAUUGCCAGAUUGAGGCAAGCAUUGAUUUCGGAUGAUGAUUUAGAAAAUUCCAAACGCGGCUUAGACCUAGGUCUUGGUCGUGGCUUCUCUGGUUCUCAAGCCGCCAAACAUCUGAUGGGUCUGGCAGCAGCCAACUUCGCUGGAGGGCCAGGUCGAAGACGUCGAAGCGAAGAAGAAGCAUAAAAUGGACACAACAGAAUAAAUGUACUUCAAUUUCCAAACAGUUCCUAAUGUUAAAUUUAACCUCUCUCUCUUUCUCUCUAUCAUUUCUGUCGUUGUGUCAAGUAGUUAAAACCCCUAAGUAGUUGUAAUAAUACAUUUAGAAAUAGUAAUCGUACACGAAAAAAUGUAAUAAAUUAACCCUUUUCCCACCCUCUCUGUAUAACAACAUUAUUUCUGAAAAUAAAGCACAGGACGCAGUAACAGCACCUUGGUUUUUAACUUGUAAUUUAUUGUUUGAUAGUUAAGAGAUGUAUUGUACAGCAAUUAUAUUUCAUUUAAAUAAAGUUUAAAACAUCA